Molecule: messenger RNA, 5436 nt
Organism: Dinoponera quadriceps
Lineage: Eukaryota; Metazoa; Arthropoda; Insecta; Hymenoptera; Formicidae
Gene: Sos
Product: protein son of sevenless
Exons: 20
Coding region: 499-4431 (1310 amino acids)
Biological process (GO): Ras protein signal transduction; positive regulation of GTPase activity
Cellular component (GO): plasma membrane
Molecular function (GO): protein heterodimerization activity; guanyl-nucleotide exchange factor activity
Source: RefSeq, a predicted model, not a curated record
GCAGUAGCUAACAGCGGCGAGGCAAGGCGCGGCGAGGAGAGACGAGACGAGGCGAAUGCUCGCGCGAGGCGAGAGUGGCGCAAUGGUAGCUGUUGCUAGUAUUACUGGUGUUCGUUGCGGCGGAUCGGGCAAAAAUUACGAAUAAAGGGCGUGUAAGAUGCACCAGUGCCGGGGCGCUCGGACUCUCGGCACGGCCUCGGACACGGAGACGCUGCCAGGGAUGACGAGCGUGGCGAGGUGCGCGAGGCGCAGCGCGAAGGUACUCUCAAGAGUGGCUGCUUAGCUGCCGUCGUCGUCGCGUAGUAGUCGUCGUAUCGUGCAUCGGGCUGCCAAUGUUAGACGGGGAUGCCCGCGCUCUGAGAAACAGACGAGCCUGUCAACCUGCUGUGGCUCCUGACGAUGCUAUUUGCUAGUGACACGAACUCUCCGUGGCGCGUCUUCUAGGUAGUGCUGUAGAGCGUGUGCGUGUGCGUGUGUGGUACUCGAGACCACGGUGAAAUGUUCGCCUCGCCGGCGUCGGUGGUGGGCGGCGAGCCAUCGGGCUACGACUUUCAGAAAGAGGAGAAUGCUGCCAAGUGGAAGGGAGUGUUUGUCAACUCCCUGCGCAAGGUACUAGAGCAAGUACAUCCUAGUCUUCAAGCUCGACAAGAUGCCUUAGACUACGUGGAGAGCUUAAUCUUAAGGAUGCUCGGCAUGCUUUGCGGACACCCACCUCCUCACACCCCUCAAGAUGUAGAAGAAAGAGUGAGACGCACGUUUCCUACUCCUAUUGACAGAUGGGCGCUUCGCGAUGCCAAAGAUGCACUGGAAAAAGGGAAGAAGAAGUCACCGUUAGUUCUACCAGUUGACAAGAUUCAUCAGUUAUUACAAAAAGAAGUAUUACAGCACAAAAUCGAUUCGCAAGUUAGUCUAUUUGUAGUCGGAGUUUUGGAAUAUAUUUCUGCAGAUAUUCUCAAGCUAGCUGGAAAUUAUGUGAAGAAUAUUCGCCAUGUCGAGAUUUCGUGCGAGGACAUACGGGUCGCGAUGUACGCAGAUAUGGUACUGAUGGAUAUGUUCUAUCAAGACGAUUGCACGGAGGGUCCGCAAAGUAGCCUGGGCGCGGUCGUUUCGCAGACUUACGAGGAAUCCGUUCGGGAUCUCAUUCACGAUGAACGGCAUUACAUUCGUGACCUGCACAUGAUCAUCAAGGUAUUUCGCGAGGAAAUCGCGAAAUUAGCGAAAUUACCGCAAGAUAAGAGCGAACUCGAGACACUCUUCAGUAAUAUUAUAGAUAUUUAUGAAGUCACUGUGACAUUACUCGGCAGUUUAGAAGAUAUAAUGGAAAUUACGGAAGAGCAGCAAACGCCCACAGUUGGCUCGUGCUUCGAGGAAUUAGCGGAGGCAGCGGAAUUCGAUGUUUAUAUAAAAUACGCGAGAGACAUUAAUAGCCCCGCUAGUCGGGAAGUUUUAACGAAUUUGUUGUCACGACCAGAAGCUAAUACAGCCCUACGUGCGGCAGGCCAUGGUUUCAAAGAAGCCGUUAAAUAUUAUUUACCGAAACUUCUGUUGCAACCAGUGUGGCAUUGCUUCCUGUAUUUCGAUUAUAUCCAGGUAUUGCACCAGCGCACGCCUAACACAGAGGACGGCGAGACUCUGGAACAAGUGCAGGGUUUGCUCAGACCGCUGCAAAUGGAAUUAUUGCAAUCCGUUGCGAGUCUACCGAAAAAGGACACGGGCUUGCGAAUGCAGAGCAGAGCGAGGAGACAGACGGCGCUAGAGAAGACUAGCGAGUUACAAAAAACUGUGGACGGCUGGGAUCAGAGGGACGUCGGGCAGUGUUGUAAUGAGUUCAUUCGAGAGGAUACCUUGGGAAAAGUAGCUAGCAACGGGCGAAGGGUAACCGAGAGGAAAGCCCUGUUAUUCGACGGCUUGCUGGUACUGUGUAAACAAAGCGGUAGCAAAAGAGUCAGCGUCACCGUUUCCGCGGUCGGGGUGGGACACCCGACGCAUCAGGGAGAAUUGCGACUGAAGGAACGGUUUUUCAUCAGAAAGGUCGACAUUAUCGACAGGGAGGACACCGAAGAGUUAAAAUAUGCCUUUGAAAUCGCACCGAGGGACCACCCGAGUGUUAUUCUCGUCGCAAAGUCCGUCGAAGAUAAGAACAAUUGGAUGGCGGACUUGGUGAUGUUAAAUACGAAAAGUAUGUUGGAGAGAACGUUGGACAGUAUCCUCUCGGACGAGGAGAGGAAGCAUCCGUUAAGAUUACCUCCUGUUCAUCUGUAUAAAUUCGCCGAACAGGACAGCCCUGAGAAUAUCGUCCUGGAGGCCAGGGAGAAUGGCGGCGUUCCUCUGAUCAAAGGGGCGACUUUAAUUAAAUUAGUCGAAAGAUUAACUUACCAUAUUUACGCCGAUCCUGCGUUCGUGAGGACAUUCCUCACCACUUACAGGAGUUUCUGUUCGCCCCAGGAAUUAUUUUCGUUGCUUAUGGAGAGAUUUGAUAUCCCUGAUCCCUCGUUGGUGUACGGUGACGAGGAGAAACCUACCGGUUGCAAGACGACAGCCAGGGAGGACUGGAAGAGGUAUAGGAAAGAAUUUUGCCAGCCGGUGCAGUUCCGGAUCCUGAACGUUCUGAGGCACUGGGUGGAUCAUCAUUUUUACGAUUUCGAGCGUGACAGGAAUCUUCUGGAAAGAUUACAAUCCUUUUUAGAUACAGUAAGUGGUAAGCCUAUGCGGAAGUGGGUUGACUCGGUGGUAAAAAUUGUACAGAGAAAGAGCGAGUCGUCGGAACGACUUAUCACAUUUAGCUUCGAGCGAUCUCCGCCGGCGAUCGAGUGGCAUCUUAAAGUCCCCGAGGAAGACUGGAGUAUACUUACGUUACACCCUAUCGAAUUAGCGAGACAGCUGACGCUCUUGGAGUUCGAACUGUACAGAACGGUGAAGCCUUCCGAAUUAGUCGGCUCCGUUUGGACGAAGAAGGACAAGGAGAAGACGUCGCCGAAUUUGCUGAAAAUGAUCAAGCAUACGACAAAUUUCACGAGGUGGCUAGAAAAGACCAUAGUGGAGGCUGACAAUCUCGAAGAGAGAGUAGCCAUCGUGUCACGUGCAAUUGAAAUAAUGAUGGUGCUGCAAGAUCUCAACAACUUCAACGGUGUUCUGGCGAUCGUCAGCGCUAUGGGAUCAGCUUCGGUGUUUAGGCUAAGGUUUACCUUCCAACAAAUACCGGCACGGCUGGAAAAAGCGCUGGAAGAGGCGCGAGAGCUUAACAGCGAUCAUUUUCGGAAGUAUCAGGAGAAAUUGAGGUCCAUUAAUCCGCCUUGCGUACCAUUCUUCGGUAUGUACUUGACUAAUAUCCUGCACAUCGAGGAGGGGAAUCCCGACUACCUACCGGGAAGUCCAGAGCUUAUCAAUUUCAGCAAACGGCGGAAAGUGGCCGAGAUAACCGGUGAAAUUCAGCAGUACCAGAAUCAACCGUACUGUCUCUCGGUGGAGCAGAGAAUCAGACACUUCAUCGAGAAUCUGUACCCCUUCGACCCCAACAUGAAAGACGAGGAUAUAAACAAUUAUCUGUACAAUAAGAGUUUAGAAAUAGAGCCAAGGGCGUGCAAGCAACCUCCGCGAUUCCCGCGCAAAUGGCCGGACCUGAACUUGAAAACGCCAGGUAUCAAAGUCAGAAGUCUGAGCGGAAGGUUGCCGGCUCCGUUACAAGCGAUGGCGUCCAGCGUAAGGUUACACGAUCCUCCAACGGAGACGCCCGCUCCUCCCGAAUUACCGGAAACAUCGCCGCACGCGACGCAAGUCUCAGCCUCGCUCACCGGGGACCACAGCGUUUCCGCGUCUGUCUCAGGAUCCGGGCUACCUCCGGGAUCACCGGGUCCACCCAGCAUAUUGGCGCUCUCGAUCGCUUCGCCGAGCAGCAGCCCUCAAUUGGGCUCUCCCAAGCACUUCUCCGAUUGCUGCACGAUAGGCAACGUGGGUGUUCUAGCGUCACCGGGCGGGAGUCCCAGCGCGAUGCCGACGUCGCCGAGCAACAUACCGCCUAGCCAACCGCCACCGCCACUACCACCUAGGAUACCUCAUAGAAGACGGGAGAGUUCAAUUAGCGAAUCGCCGCAACAGGCGAGACAAGCGCUGAAUCCGCCGGUUCUGCCUCCGCGAGACAUCUCCCCGCCGCCGUUACCACCGCGACUUCAGCCGUUACCGCCGCGAUUUCAGCCGUCGUCGCUGAGCUCGUGCAACUCGACGUUACUGGCGCGCCGCAAUUCCACGUUGGAAAGCACGGGCUGCACCGUCGUCCACCCGCGCAGACACAUGUCUUUCAAUGGCCCUAGCCCCACGAAGCUUCAGCCGACGCAGCCUAACGGAUCAGUGACACCGAGGUUACCGCCCAAGCCUUUACCGGGGCGUCCGUCAACCACCAUGUUCAAUUUCAACGCCCCACCCGGACCUAGUUAAGUGUUACCUCCCUGGCGGUUCUCUUCUCCCUUUCUUUUCCUUCUUCUUCUUUUUUGUUUUUUAUCUUGUUGACAAAGAAUAGAUCAGUCGAAGUGCUUAGUCCACGCGGCGAGUCGAGUUUGAAUCAUCCCUCGCCGCACGGAUUCGUAGGAGGAGCGUGUGUGUCCCGAUAGAUCGCAUCGAUGGAUCCCCAGAUGUAGACGUAUUGAUGUAUAUUUAUAGCGGCAUUUUGAUAAUAAACGAUAAACGACGGUUUGCAAAGAAACAGCCGUCGUGCAUCAAAAUUGGUGGCGUCGUCCGCUCGCGCACGGCGGGGGACGGUCGUCACUUCACUGGCGCGUUAAAAUAUCGAGGAUGAUAUUGGGCGCGAUGUUGUUGGCGCUUUGUCGAGCGAUCCAUUCGAUACAUUGGCCGCGGUCCAGAGACACACAACGGUUGCGUGAGCGCUCAGUGUCAUUGGAAUGUUCUUUUAAGUCUACCGUGGAUCUGAAAGAACGCCUCAAUCAAAGGCGAUGAUCCACCCAAACGGAGCCGCACAACCGUUGUGUGCCUCCAGACGCUGCUAUUUUUUUAAGGGAUAUACUUGAUCGUUCACUGUUUGUGGCUAGCGGUAGUCUGUGUCCAUUGUUUUAUGAUCCUAUGGACUGGCGACAGUUUCAGUUACCUGAAUGGCUUCCUUCCUUCUCCUCCUUAAAAUCCCUAUCUCUCCCUCAAACACAACUGUGAUAUAGUUUGAACAUGAAAAUAUGUUAAUGUAACUAGACACUUAGAUUUAAAAGAAAAAAAAAAAAAGUGACAGAGACGUAAAGAAAGUGAUGUACCGUGAAGGAAUGGAGUAUGCAUUAAGAGGAAUCAAUACCAAGAACGGAAUAUAAAUAAUAAAGAUUUACAUAUAGAGAGUAAAUAUACAUGUAUAUUAUUAUAAAUAUAUUCUAUAAUAGCGAUUGUAAUAAUAUCAAGGAAAAGAAAUAUGAUAUGUAAAAUAAAAAAAUAUAUUGUGUAGCA